AAUUCCAGCCAAAUGAUUAUUCAUUAACAUUUUUGGUCCUCCUACAUUUACCAACGAUUAUAAAUGAGUUGAACACAAAUUUAAAACUGAUUUAUUAAUCUUACAAUAUGGUAAUCAUAGAAAAUAAAUCAGAAAAAAAAUUAUUCUACAUGGUAUACAAGCUAAAGGUGACCAUAAAUACCACAAACCUUGCUGAAAGAAUAAGUUCAAGUAAUUUAUGAUUCUGAUGAAUCAUGACUUUAAGCCACACAAGAUAUUUGACGUCAUUCCUUAAUAGAAUUAAAGAAAAUGUAGAUCAGCUUGAUAAAAAUCUAAUCCAAUUAUCAUUAGUAUAUGAGGAUAUCUUUUAUGCAAGUUUCUUUCACUUUAACACUAUGGUGGUUUCUUUUCGUGUCUACAAAAAAUGCUCUCCAAACGGAAAGAUUAUCAUAUAUUUGGCUAAAAGAGAAUAUGUGGAUCAUAUCAACUGUGUAGAUCCUAUAGAUGGCGUUGUCGUGAUUCACGAUGAUUACCUGAAAGAGCGAAAGGUAUUCGGCCAAGUCGUGGCCACUUUCCGUUAUGGUAGAGAGGACGAUGAGGUCAUGGGACUUCACUUCUACAAGGAACUUUACCUGUGCGUGGAACAGAUCUAUCCUCCUCCCACAGAUAAGGAAUAUACUCCGACUAAAAUACAAGAGAAAUUGAUGAAAAAAUUGGGUCCAAAUGCUUAUCCAUUCUACUUUCAGUUGCCAAUCAAUGCUCCCCAAUCUGUAAUACUUCAGCCCGGUUCCGAAGAAAGUGGCCAACCCUGCGGCGUUUAUUACGACGUUAAAUUAUUCGCCGGACAAUCGGUUGAAGAUAAAAGCCAUAAAAGGAGUACAGUCCGUAUGGGAAUAAAAAAGAUUCAAUGGGCUCCUAUAACCCAAAGCAGACAACCAUCAACAAUCGUUAGAAAAGAUUUUCUCCUGAGUCCCGGAGAAUUGGAACUCGAAGUUAAUUUGGAUCGACAAGUAUACUUUCAUGGAGAACAAAUCACCGUUAAUAUAUCCGUCAGAAAUUACUCUAAUAAAACCAUCAAACGCAUUCGAGUAACCGCCGUUCAAAAUAUCGACAUUUGCAUGUUUGCAAGUGGACACUGCAAAGAGAUAAUUGCUUCGGUCGAUACGGAUAAAGGAUGUCCGAUUCUUCCCGGUGCCUCCAUUCAGAAAGUGGUAAUGUUGACACCCACCACUGAAUUACGUCGCCGUGGCGUUGCCUUAGAUGGACAAUUAAAAUCGGACGAUGUAAACUUAGCCUCUUCUACUCUUCUUUCUGAACAAGAUCAAAGAGAUGCAUUUGGGAUUAUAGUUUCUUAUUAUGUUAAAGUGAAGCUGUAUUUAGGAGCUUUAGGAGGAGAGGUGUCAGCCGAAUUACCUUUCAUUCUCAUGCAACGUUGUCCAAACAAAACUGAAGUAAGAACGGAUAGCAUGGAUAAAGACAUGGAAGUGGCGCAAUUUAGAAGUUCUCGAGACAAUACUUUGGAUGAAGAAGGAAGCCAGGGAAAUCCCGUCUUCGAAGACUUCGGAAAAACUGCGCUUAUUAAAUCUUAAGAACAAAAAAAAACAAGUACUAAAAAAGUUUGAUUUAAUGAUGAUUUUUUUUCUAAAUGACUAAAAGAAAGUAACUUGUAAUACUAAGAAAAUGUAUAUUCAAAUUGUUUUACAAAUUCUUAUUAAUCGCAUAAAAAACUUUAGUUUCUAAAUUAAAAUUUUUCAUCUAUUAAUAAAGUCACGAUUUUAGUAGUUAAUUAUGUUAAAUAAAUUUUGAUUAUUCUGUUUCAAAUGGUUUAAUCAAUUACAUACAUAAUUAUAAAAUAAAACCAACAAUGAAUUGUUCAACU
Molecule: messenger RNA, 1858 nt
Organism: Centruroides sculpturatus (bark scorpion)
Lineage: Eukaryota; Metazoa; Arthropoda; Arachnida; Scorpiones; Buthidae
Gene: Arr1
Product: arrestin homolog
Exons: 10
Coding region: 234-1568 (444 amino acids)
Biological process (GO): G protein-coupled receptor internalization; signal transduction
Cellular component (GO): cytoplasm
Molecular function (GO): G protein-coupled receptor binding
Source: RefSeq, a predicted model, not a curated record